This is a messenger RNA of Polypterus senegalus (gray bichir), 3936 nucleotides long. Its product is annotated as extracellular calcium-sensing receptor-like. The record is from RefSeq and is a predicted model, not a curated record. Gene Ontology annotation, molecular function: G protein-coupled receptor activity. Gene Ontology annotation, biological process: G protein-coupled receptor signaling pathway. Gene Ontology annotation, cellular component: membrane. The transcript is spliced from 10 exons. Lineage: Eukaryota; Metazoa; Chordata; Cladistia; Polypteriformes; Polypteridae. Bases 1 to 3936 code for a protein of 1311 amino acids.
AUGGUUUUUGCGAUAGAGCAAAUAAACAACAGAACAGAUAUUUUACCUAAUGUGUCACUGGGAUAUAAGAUAUAUGAUACUUGUAGUACUGUUUCAAUGGCAAUCAAAGCUGCAAUGGCAUUAAUGAGUGGAGCAGGAGAAGCACAAUCAUCAACUCUGCCGUGUUCUCAACAGUCAAGCAUUUAUGCAAUCAUAGGACAGACUGCCUCUUCUCCAACUAUUGGGAUUGCUACGCUUGUUGGCCAAUUUAACAUACCAGUGAUCCGUCAUUUUGCUACUUGUGCAUGUCUCAACAACAGGAAAGAGUUUCCCACUUUUUUCAGAACAAUACCAAGUGAUUAUUAUCAAAGCAGAGCACUGGCACAACUUGUCAAGCACUUUGGAUGGACCUGGGUGGGAACAAUAAGAAGUGACAAUGACUACGGCAGUUCUGGCAUGGCUACCUUUAUAAAAGCAGCCGAACAGGAAGGUAUCUGCAUUGAAUAUUCUGAAGUUAUUCACAGAACCAAUCCAAGAGAGAAAUUUCUUAAAACGGUUGACAUAAUUAUAAUGGCUUCUUCAAAGACUAUUGUAGCUUUUGCAUCUUUUAUAGACAUUGAAUUUUUAAUUAAGGAACUGCUUCUUCAAAAUGUUACAGGUCUACAGUGGGUAGGCAGUGAGUCCUGGGUUUCUGCCAAAAAUGUGGCAACUAUGGAAAACUACAGAAUUUUUAAAGGGGCGAUUGGUUUUUCAAUUGCUAACGCAGCAAUACCAGGACUAAAAGAAUGUUUACUGUCCGUUCGUCCAUCUAGCACUCCAGGCAAUACAGGUUUGAUUAAACUUUGGGAAGACAUGUUUGGUUGCAGUUUCAAUGCUUCAAAUCCUAAAACGUGUUCAGGAUCGGAGGAUUUACAGCAAGUUAAUAAUCUGUACACUGAUGUUUCUGAACUAAGAAUUACAUAUAAUGUGUACAAAGCUGUAUAUGCUGUAGCACAUGCGCUCCACAACCUCCUAGUUUGCCAGGAUAAUGAAGGACCCUGCAUGGCAAACCAAAAAGAUACACUGCCACUGCAGGCAUUGCAAUAUCUGAAGAAGGUUAAUUUCAGUGUAAACAGAGGUGAAUAUGUCAAUUUUGAUAAUAAUGGAGAUACUCCUACAAGAUAUGAAUUGGUGAAUUGGCAGCUUAGUGUAAAUGGAAUCAUAGAAUUCCAGAAUCGGUAUGCAGUGAAAGCUGUCAUCCUGGUACACGUAAAGCUACACAGAAAGGAAAGCCGGUCUGUUGUUUUGAUUGCCUACCUUGUGCAGAAGGAGAAAUUAGCAACAGCACAGGAGCACUGCCUUCAGGCAGAACACAAUAUAAACCAAGUCAACUCUUUAUCGUUGCUGUCUUGUCAUUUAUUCAGAGACAUGCUUCUGAGAGUUAUUGUGCUGGCUCUUUCGGUAUGGAGUGAAGAUCCUGUUUGCAAACUAUGGGGAAAACCUGAUAUUCCUCUUCUUUCAAAGACUGGUGACUUCAUGUUGGGUGGAAUUUUUACACUUCAUAAUAACAUUAUAGCAUCCAAACCCACACUUAAGUCUACACCUGAACCAUUAUUCUGUACAGGUUUAAAUUAUAAAGAAUAUCAGUUUGCUGAAACCAUGAUCUUUGCGAUUGAGCAAAUAAACAACAGAACAGAUAUUUUGCCUAAUGUGUCACUGGGAUACAAGAUAUAUGAUGCUUGUAGUACUAUUUCUUUGGCAAUUAAAGCAGCAAUGGCACUAAUGAGUGGAGCAGGAGAAGCACAAUCAUCAACUCUGCCGUGUUCUCAACAGUCAUUCAUUCACACAAUCAUAGGACAUUCUGCCUCUUCUCCAACUAUUGGUAUCUCUACGCUUGUCGGUCAAUUUAACAUACCAGUGAUCAGUCAUUUUGCUACUUGUGCAUGUCUCAGCAACAGGAAAGAGUUUCCCACUUUUUUCAGAACAAUACCAAGUGAUUAUUAUCAAAGCAGAGCACUGGCACAACUUGUCAAGCACUUUGGAUGGACCUGGGUGGGGACAAUAAGAAGUGACAAUGACUAUGGCAAUUCUGGCAUGGCCACCUUUAUAGAUGUAGCCCAGAAGGAAGGAAUCUGCAUUGAAUAUUCAGAAGUUAUUUACAGAACCAAUCCAAGAGAGAAAUUUCUUAAAACAGUUGACGUAAUUAAAAUGGCUUCUUCAAAGACUAUUGUAGCUUUUGCAAUUUUCAUAGAUCUGGAAUUUUUAAUGAAGGAAUUGCUGCUUCAGAAUGUUACAGGUCUACAGUGGGUAGGCAGUGAAUCUUUGGUUUCUGCCAAAAAUGUGGCAACUAUGGAAAACUACAGAAUUUUUAAAGGAGCGAUUGGCUUUUCACUCGCUAAUGCAGCAAUACCAGGGCUGAAAGAAUUUUUACUUUCAGUUCGUCCAACAAGCACUCCAGGCAAUACAGGUUUGAUUAAACUUUGGGAGGAUAUGUUUGAUUGCAGUUUCAACACUUCUCAUUCUAAAACCUGCACAGGAUCGGAGAAUCUCCAGCAAGUUAAUAAUCUGUACACUGAUGUUUCUGAACUAAGAAUUACAUAUAAUGUGUUCAAAGCUGUAUAUGCUGUAGCACAUGCACUCCAUGACCUUCCAUCUUGCCAGGAUAAUCAAGGACCCUGCAUGGCAAACCAAAAAGAUACACUGCCACUGCAGGCAUUGCAGUACCUGAAGAAAGUUAAUUUCAGUGAAAACAAUGGUGACUAUGUAAAUUUUGAUGUUAAUGGAGAUCCUCCUGCAAGAUAUGAAUUGGUGAAUUGGCAGCUUAGUGUAAACGGAAUCAUAGAGUUUGUGACCAUUGGAUUUUAUGAUGCACUUAUGCCAGAAGGAAAGCAGUUUAUAAUGAACAACAAGAGCAUCGUGUGGGCCACCAAUGAUGGCAAGAUUCCAAAAUCAGUAUGCAGUGAAAGCUGUCGUCCUGGUACACGUAAAGCUACACAGAAAGGAAAACCAGUUUGUUGUUUUGAUUGUCUACCAUGUGCAGAAGGAGAAAUUAGUAAUAGCACAGAUGCAGUUCACUGCACAAAGUGCCCUUUGGAAUACCGGGCCAAUGAAGAGAAAGACCAGUGCAUUUUAAAGGACAUUGAAUUUUUGUCUUAUGAUGAAAUAAUGGGGAUGAUAUUAAUUAUAUUUGCUUUGUUAGGAGCUUCUCUAACUUCUGUGGUUACUGUUGUAUUUUUCAAGUUCAGAGAUACUCCAAUUGUGAAAGCUAAUAACUCAGAACUAAGUUUUCUUCUUCUUUUUUCAUUGACGCUGUGUUUUCUGUGUUCACUUACAUUUAUUGGGGAGCCCACUCAGUGGUCCUGCAUGUUACGACACACAGCUUUUGGCAUCACAUUUGUUCUUUGCAUCUCGUGUGUUUUGGGAAAAACAAUAGUUGUGCUUAUGGCAUUUAGAGCAACAAUGCCUGGUAGUAAUAUAAUGAAAUGCUUUGGACCAGCUCAGCAGCGGUUAAGUGUUUUAACUUUUACACUCAUACAGACUUUGAUAUGUAUCAUUUGGUUAGUAAAACAUCCUCCAUUCCCCCAAAAGAACAUGAACACUAAUAAAGAAAUAAUCAUUUUAGAAUGUGAAAUGGGAUCCACAGUAGCUUUUUAUAUUGUGUUAGGAUAUAUUGGCCUGUUAUCAGUUAUGUGUUUUGUUUUGGCUUUUCUUGCUCGAAAACUGCCAGACAAUUUUAAUGAGGCAAAAUUCAUCACAUUCAGCAUGCUGGUGUUCUGUGCCGUUUGGAUCACGUUUAUUCCAUCUUAUAUCAGCUCUCCUGGAAAGUAUACAGUAGCUGUAGAGGUAUUUGCUAUUCUGGCAUCAAGUUUUGGUUUACUUCUUUGUAUUUUUGUUCCAAAAUGUUAUAUCAUUCUGCUGAAACCAGAUAAAAAUUCAAAAAAACACCUAAUGGGUAAAGUGCAGUCAAAAUCGCUUUGA